Messenger RNA from Plasmodium berghei ANKA, 1830 nucleotides. Its product is annotated as BIR protein. The transcript has 3 exons. The record is from RefSeq and is a predicted model, not a curated record. Lineage: Eukaryota; Apicomplexa; Aconoidasida; Haemosporida; Plasmodiidae. Bases 1 to 1830 code for a protein of 609 amino acids.
AUGGACGAGAAAGGAAUGUGCGAGUUAUUUCUUGAAGCUGAUAAAUUUUUUAAUGGUAAAUAUGUCAUAUUGAAUAAAAUUAACGGAUCUUCAUCAUACAAACGAUAUUGCCACAAUAAAAGAGCAUGCUUAAGUAGGGAUGAAGGUAUUGGUGCUUUGAGUGAGGGUUUAUUUAUGAAGCUUUACACUAAUGAAAAGAAGUAUUCUGAACAUUUUAUGAUGUGGUUAGCUAAUAAGUUAUUUAAGAUAGUCAAAGACAAAGACAAUAUCAAAGCUAAUAAAAUGACUUUAAGUUCGGCUUAUGACGAAUAUUUAAAGAACAAUAUGGGUAAUUUUAAACAUUGGAAUCUUUUAUAUAAUCAAAGGGAUUUGAAAGAUGUUAAUCUUAGGUAUAUGUGUGAAUUGUAUACGUUACUUAAUUAUAUAUGUAAUACAAUUGCAUAUUAUAAAAAAAAUAAAGAAAAACCUUUGGACCUUCGUCAGCAUUCUGUAAAUUGUCUUAAUCAAUAUAGAAACCUAUACAAGUCUUUUUCUGGACGUGAUUUAUAUCUAUCUCUGUUGGAAAAAUUAAAAAAAAUAUAUGACGACUUUCGAACUUCUGCUAUUGAGAAUAAUACUGAUAAAAGAUAUAAUAUAAAAAGUCGUCUUCUAGAACUUACGCCAAUAAAUGAAAAAGAUUCACAUUCUACGAAACAUUUUAAAACAUUUGAUUCCAACGGUCCAGAGCGUAUACCAAAAAAUAAAGAUAAUGCCAAAAGUGUUCAAGAUAAAGCAGUAAAAGAUACAACCACACAAAAUAGUAAAAAUCAAGGGGGGGAUAAAAGUAGUCAAAAUAGUACCCCUAAAAAUACAGGUGAUAAUUUAAAAGAUUUGGAGGUUAAAUCUCAACAGAAGCAAAACAUUCAAUUGCCAAAACAUGAUGAACCUUCAUUAAAAGGUGAUUCCCAAUCCUUAAAUCUUGGCAGUAAGCAUACAGGUACUCAAAAAGCUCCAAGUGAUCAAACAAAUCCAAGCAACGAGUCAGAAACUAAUCAAGGUAAAAUAGAUAUAUACCAAAACCUAAAAGAUAUUCACGAUGUUUUUGAUUUGUCAACUUUAAAAGAAUAUGGGAAUUUAAUUAAAAUCUAUAUUGAAGAAUACAGAGAAUCUGUUACUAAUUCACUUGAUGAUAUUCGAAAAAAAUUAUACGAUAAUGUAUUGCCUAUUUUAAAUGAUGCUUAUAGUACUUAUGCAGAUUAUUAUAAAAAUUUUGAUAUAAUGGAAUACAUUAAAGAAGGAUUGCAAGCAAAUGAAAGACACCAAACUGAAACAUUAGAGGAUAACCCACCAAUUAAAGAGGAUGGAUUAGAAUAUGCUCCUCCUUUACCAGAUAGCGGAACAUCAGAUGCCGAAAAAAAAAAAGCACAAGAUACGCAAACACAAAUGUUAGGUGAUCAAGGAAAUGAUCAUUUACAAGAGUCAUUUUUUACACAAAAACUUGGAUCACCAAAUAGUGAACAAGAACAAAUUUCAGAUAUUUCCUCUGAGGAACAAUUUCAAUCAUCAGACGAUUCUAUCAAUAUAAUGCCUCGUCUAGAAAUUGGAGCAAGAACCAUUAAAGCCGAUGUACAAAAAGGCAUAUCUGAAAUAGGAUUUCCAGGAAAUUUAUUUAAAGAAUACAAAUUAGUUGUAUAUUCAGUUAUAGUUAUUGCAACACUUGUUAUUUUAGCAGUUAUGUAUAAGUAUUCCUCAUUUGGGUGGAGAAAAAAGUUGAAGAAAAAAAAAAAUAUGAAAAAGAUUAAAAAAUUGUGUAAUGAAAAUGAUACUGAAAGGAAGUUGCAAAUACAUUAA